Messenger RNA from Triplophysa rosa, 3225 nucleotides. RefSeq lists its product as uncharacterized. The record is from RefSeq and is a predicted model, not a curated record. The coding region runs from base 1 to 2913 and encodes 970 amino acids. The transcript has 2 exons. Gene Ontology annotation, molecular function: DNA binding. NCBI's taxonomy places the organism in Eukaryota, Metazoa, Chordata, Actinopteri, Cypriniformes, Nemacheilidae. Gene Ontology annotation, biological process: DNA integration; DNA recombination.
AUGCCGCCCCUAGUGUGUCCGCUAGAUGGCGCCAUUGCAUCGCAAAGGAGCCAACAGAGCGUAUGCGAGGAUUUCGGCGCUUCACCGGCCCCGGUGGGGACGCUCGCGAAUUACGAGUCCGCCUGGCAGACUGUUGCGCCUCCAGAGUGGGUGAUGCGAACAAUUAUGCAGGGUUACAGACUGCAGUUUGUAAUGAAACCCCCGCUUUUCAACGGCGUUCUCUCUUCUCACGCGGAGGAGAGCUCCGCUCAUAUUCUGAAAGACGAAAUCUCUUCUCUCUUAAUGAAGGGAGCGAUUCAGGUGGUACCUCCCAGCCUGAUAAGUCAAGGGUUUUAUUCCCGUUAUUUCCUGGUCCCAAAGAAGGACGGCUCUCUCCGCCCCAUCUUGGACCUCCGAAUGUUGAACAAACAUUUGAGGAAAUACAAUUUCAGAAUGUUAAACCACGGCACUCUGGCCCGCGCCAUAAAACAGAACGACUGGUUCACGCAUAUGUUACGAAUUCACUGUUCUUCCUUUCGGGCUCUCACUCAGCCCUCGGACUUUUUGUCUGUGUACGGAGGCGAGCUUGGCUCCCCUGAGAAUGUCAGGUCUGCGGAUUUUGACAUACAUAGACGAUUGGCUCAUCGUGGCCGAAUCGGAAGAGAAAGUGCUGCGGGACACCUGCAGCGUGCUUACACACAUCACAUCUCUCGGGUUCAGGGUGAAUGUGACCAAAAGCAAUUUUACACCCAGCCAGAGUGUGAUUUUCCUGGGCUUGGAGCUGAGCUCGGUCUCCAUGCGAGCGCGUCUCUCCCAGGAGCGCGUCCUCUCUCUAAUGAGCUGCGUGUCGCAGUUCAGAGAGGGGGCGAGAGUGCAGUAUCGCACAUGCCUCAGAUUGCAGGGUCUUAUGGCUUCAGCUAUCCAAGUUUUGCCGCUGGGACUUCUGCGAAUGAGAGCAUUCAUGAAAUGGGUUUUGUCACUACAUUUCAGCCCGGUACGCGAUCUCUGCCGCUCUGUGACAGUGACGCGCGCCUGCACGGCAGCUCUUCGCCACUGGAGAGACGCGGACUUUUACGCACAGGGGACCCGUUUGGGAACGGUAGUGAUGCGGAAAGUUGUGACGACAGAUGCGUCCCUAACAGGCUGGGGUGCCACCCAGGAGGGCAGAGUGGUGAACGGUGUGUGGCCGAGCAUACUACGUUCAGCACACAUAAAUUAUUUAGAGCUCCUGACCAUAUGGAAAGCUCUGAAUUAUUUUCUGCCUCGCCUGCUAGGACAUCAUGUGCUCGUACGCUGCGACAAUACCACAGCAGUCGCGUAUAUCAAUCGGCAGGGCGGCUUACGCUCACCGAAACUUCACGCUCUAGCUCACAAGCUUUUGGUGUGGAGCGGGCGGUUUUUCCUGUCGUUACGCGCGACUCAUGUUCCAGGUAUUCUGAACAGAGGUGCGGACCUUCUGUCGAGGGGGAACCCACUCUACGGAGAUUGGCGCCUCCACCCUCAGAUAGUGGGCAUGAUAUGGAGAAGAUUCGGACAGGCAACCGUAGAUCUAUUCGCCUCGCGCGAAAACAACCAUUGUCCUAUGUUCUUCUCGCUAAAGGACUCGGAUGCGCCCCUCGGGGUGGACGCACUGGCCCACCCAUGGCCCAAGCUGCUGCUGUAUGCUUUUCCUCCUCUGUGCCUGAUAAUUCCCACACUGGCCAGAGUGAGAGAGAAGGGCCUGUCUCUCCUUCUAAUAGCUCCCAGGUGGCCCAAAGCACCGUGGCUGGCAGAGAUAAUCCCUCUGUUAUACGCCCAGCCGUGGCGCCUCCCCCUCCGCACAGACCUAUUGUCUCAGGCGAACGGGGAAAUUUAUCACCCACACCCGGACAGGGUGGCUCUCUGGGUCUGGCCCGUGAGAAGUCAAACUUAAACGCGCUGGGGCUUCACCCGCGUGUGGUUGCCACUAUACAAAAUGCCAGGGCCGUUUCUACACGGUCCUUGUAUGGUUGUAAGUGGCAAGUGUUUGAAGAGUGGUGUGAUGGGCGCAGUCUCACAUCAUAUCAGUGCUCAGUUCCUGAUAUUUUGUGUUUCUUACAGGACCUUAUGGAUAAAGGCAGGUCUUUUUCCACAAUUAAGGUCUACCUGGCAGCUAUUUCUGCCUGUCAUGUGGGCUUUGAGGGCUCAACAGUCGGGCAGAAUCCUUUAAUCCGCAGAUUUAUGAAGGGUGCCCGUCGCUCCUUGCCAGUCAUCAGGAGAACCGUCCCUGAAUGGGACCUCUCCUUGGUGCUGGAGGCCCUGUCUCAGUAUCCCUUUGAGCCCCUGGGAGGUAUUUCCUUGAAGCUGUUGUCUUUCAAGACGGCUUUGCUCUUGGCCUUGGUAUCAGCCAAACGUGUCAGUGAGCUACAUGCACUCUCAAUACAUCCCUCGUGCACGAAAUUCUCUUUGAGUGGAGAUAAGGUUUUUCUUAAGCCUAACCCGGCUUUUAUGCCUAAAUGUUUCCCUGCGUUCACUUCGGAGGUGUUGGAGCUGUCCGCUUUUCACCCUCCGCCUUUUUCCUCUGCGGAGGAUCAGAGGCUGAAUGCUCUGUGUCCUGUUCGUGCAUUACAGGCAUAUAUGUCCAAGACCAGUGCUUUCCGGAAGAGCGACCAGCUCUUUAUUUCGUGGGCACCCCCUCAUAAGGGGAGUCCCAUAUCUAAACAGCGCCUCUCACAUUGGCUUGUGAACGCUAUAGCAGUUGCAUAUGAAUCAAGGGGAGUGCAGCCCCCAGGUACCAUCAGAGCUCAUUCCACGAGGGGCUUAGCUGCCUCUUGGGCUUUGUUCAGGGGAGUAUCACUGCAGGACAUCUGCUCUGCAGCCAGCUGGGCUUCUCCCCAUACGUUUGUGCGUUACUACCGAUUGGAUGUCACCAAAACCUCGGUAGCACAUUCUGUUUUAGGAGUGGGGUCUUCAUAGCCCCUCCUUGUUAUAUUCCUUCACCUCCUGUUUACACAUUGUUAUGGUAACGAGGGUUGAACGGGCCGGUGGGCCGUGCGCAUUCAUGUCACCAAGCAUGCAUUCACAUUCCGGCCUGGGUGGUAUAUAUGUGUUGCUGGGUUAAUUACAUGUGUGUGCCUCAUACAUGUUCCUGUCCUGUAUGUGCGCAGCAGCUAUGCGUGCGCAUCAGGGCUGCCAGGGACAUAAUUAUGGGACGUGUCAUGCACCGCCCCUUUGGGGGUGACCGUCUUUUCUGGCUUUCAGAACCUCACUGUGAGUGAAUUGGGCAAU